AUGUUCAGCAUGCGAGAGAAGCCAAGGGAACGCGCAAUGCCGCUAGUGCCCCUGCCCUUUGAUAGAACCCUCAUCUCAAGACAGUCGGCGCUCUUAGGGGCGUACCGAGAAUGUCCUAUGGCCGAAGCAUGGGGCCGAUUUUGCCCCAAUAUGGACUUUCGACGAUAUCUGCUGGCUCUGAGUGAGGAGAAACGCGUCGAACAGAGCCAGAGGGCCGCCAAGCUGUUGAAACGAGCAAGUAUAAAUCAUGUUUACAAAGUUUCCGAGUUCAGCUGGGAAAUCUGCGCUUGGAGAGACGUUUUCGAUCUGAUUUUGGAUGAUGAAGGGCUGAGGAUGGAUAAACGACCAUAUGACUUCGCCGAGAAGGACGAAAAAGGACAGUUUGAGGUUAAAACCAAAAUUCCAGACGCAACAAUGGGACUAAAGUCAUACGACAACUACUACCUUAAACGGGGGUAUGUGUGCACAGAUCCCGAUUGCAACGACGAUCACAUCGCAAAGCAGCCCGACGAAAGACUUUCGGAAGAUCUUCUCUCUGCUAUGAUGCAGAAUCCCGAAUGUGGUCUAAUCGUUGAUGGCGUGUGGGGAAAGGCCGAUCUCAUCUUCCCAUUCGCAGUCUACGAAGCGAAGAAGCGAGCUACAAGCUAUGAUGAUGCUGAGGAGCAGAUAUACCACGCGUGUAGGACGUAUUUGGCCAUGCUAGAUGAUUUGGCACGCAAUCCCGAUAACGUUUCCGAGUACCAGUCAGAAGAGAGCGAUAAGUACCAGCUUUUUGCCUUUACAUCCUGCGGCUCUUAUUGGCAAGUGUUUGUCGCAUGGAAUUUCAUGAAUGAUUGUAUGGUGGAGACAGUAUGGGAAGGGGACGUCAAGUACCCCAAUUACGCCAUAGAGCUCAUAUGUAUCAUCGACCAGGUACAUGAUUAUGCCACCCAGCAGCAUCGCCCUUUUGUCAUGAAGCAUCUUGAGGCGUGGCACGAUCGACACAAGAGAACAACAAACCCUGCCGCAGCAAAUAAUAAUUCUUUCAUAGCCUCACCACUGAGCGUUCCAAGCCCGUCAAAGGAUCCUUACUCGAGCAGCGAUGAAGACAUACCUUCUAGUAGCUCUCUGGGUGUUGAUGACAUGGCAAGCCUGUUUGAUCUGAGUUCAAACAUGCCUCAGCCCGAAUGGUCACGACUCAAAGCGGAGUCGAAGAUGACCAGGAGUGAUAGGGCACGGCAAACAAGAGCUUACAAUCAGGAGCUACGAGGUUUUCGAGGUCUCUCUGCUCGGGUACCGGAACUUAAAAAGACACCAGAGAAAAAGCGACCGAGGGGCCGUCCUCCGAAGGCAGCAACUCACAAGCAGAAACCUUUGAAGAAGAGGCAGCAGGCUCAAUCAUCGAGAGCAAGAAGCGGCAGAGCGUUUUGGUUGUCAGGAAUAUGCAUAGAGGAUCUGAGGGUUGGAUGA
Fusarium vanettenii 77-13-4 is the source of this 1449-nucleotide messenger RNA. RefSeq lists its product as uncharacterized. The record is from RefSeq and is a predicted model, not a curated record. The coding region runs from base 1 to 1449 and encodes 482 amino acids. The transcript is spliced from 5 exons. Lineage: Eukaryota; Fungi; Ascomycota; Sordariomycetes; Hypocreales; Nectriaceae.